Messenger RNA from Clonostachys rhizophaga, 4554 nucleotides. The record is from the annotation of a GenBank genome assembly. NCBI's taxonomy places the organism in Eukaryota, Fungi, Ascomycota, Sordariomycetes, Hypocreales, Bionectriaceae.
AUGGCAUUUUCGCGUGGGCAGUACGUUCGUAUAGAAGACCCUCCUACUCAUUCCCGAUACUACCAGGAGGAUUCGGCGGAGUUCGCGGCUACUCUCCAAGCCGGUAAUGAUGAGUUCUCCCACACAUCAGCCAGUUUGAGGAAUGACAUUAGAUUGGACACAUUUUCAAAGGAAUCGAAUAACUCGUACCUCAAAGAUGGAGUACAUGCUGACUUGGAGCAACGCACUUCCGCCGUGAAGGAACUUGCAAGGUCGUACUCAAGGAGAUCUCACAAAGCAGCUGGGGGGAGCCCUUACGCAUCCCCUUUCAUGAUAGAGGCAGACCCAGCUCUGAAUCCUAGCGCGCCUAAUUUUAACGCUACUAAAUGGGCAAAGUCCAUUGUGGAAUUGACAUCGAGAGAUCGGAUGCUUCGUUCCGCCGGCGUUUGUUUCCAGAAUCUCAACGUUCAUGGAUUCCACGCCGCCACUGAUUUUCAGAAGACUGUGGGCAACGUCUGGCUCUCCCUCGCCAGCACUGUCAGAGAGCACUUCUCACCCAAUCGUCAAGAAGUGGAUAUUUUGCGCCAAUGCGAUGGCUUGGUACGCAAAGGCGAAAUGCUGGUUGUUUUGGGGCCGCCUGGUUCAGGUUGUUCCACGUUUCUAAAGACAAUUGCCGGCGAUACGAAUGGUCUUCAUGUUGACUACGACUCAUAUUUCAAUUACCAAGGCUUGAGAGCAAAAGAGUUACACACCCACCAUCGCGGCGAGGCUAUUUACACCGCUGAAGUUGAUGUGCACUUCCCGAUGAUGACAGUUGGUGACACCCUCACUUUUGCAUCUCGCGCCCGCAAGCCGCGCCAACUCCCGUUGGGAUUUUCUGGUAACGAGUACUCUGACCACCUCCGGGAUGUCAUAAUGGCAAUGUUCGGCAUCUCUCACACCUUCAAUACCCCAGUAGGGGACGAUACUGUGCGGGGCGUCUCAGGUGGAGAGAGAAAGCGCGUUACGAUCGCUGAGGCUGCACUUUCUGGCGCCCCGUUGCAAUGUUGGGACAAUUCAACAAGAGGUCUUGACUCUGCCAAUGCCAUUGAAUUUUGCAAAACUCUCAGGCUCCAGGCUGAUGUAUUUGAUAUCACCUCGUGUGUAUCAAUCUAUCAGGCACCACAGAGUGCUUAUGAUCUUUUUGACAAGGCUAUGGUUCUCUACGAAGGGCGCCAAAUAUUCUUUGGUCGGGCUGACGAAGCCAAGCAGUAUUUUAUUGACCUUGGUUUUGAAUGCCCUCCUCGUCAGACUACUCCAGACUUUCUCACUUCAAUGACCUCUCCUCUCGAGCGCAUUGUUCGUCCCGGCUUUGAAGGAAGGGUUCCUAAUACGCCUGAUGACUUUGCCGCUGCAUGGAAGAAAAGUGCUCGAUAUAACGUCCUGGAGGCGGAAAUUGAGCAAUACAAAAUUGAUCACCCUCUUGACGGCGUUGACGCCCUUGUCUUCCGGGCAUCUAAGGAGGCCCAACAGGCUAGAGGCCAGCGCCGGAAAUCACCAUAUAUUCUCUCAUACCCUCAGCAGAUUCGAUUGUGCCUCUGGCGCGGCUUGAUGCGACUCAAGGGCGAUCCAAGCUUGACGAUUGGUGCCCUUGUAGGGAAUCUCAUCUUGUCCCUUGUUGUGGGUAGUGUAUUUUUCAACCUGAACGAAACCACAUCAAGCUUUGUCCCACGUGGAACGUUGAUUUUCUUCUCCUGUUUGCUAAAUGGACUCUCUAGUCUCCUUGAGAUCUUGACCCUGUUUGCGCAACGGCCAAUCGUCGAGAAACAUGUUCGCUAUGCUUUGUACCACCCUUCAGCAGAAGCAGUUUCGUCCUUCUUUUGCGAUUUGCCAAACAAAAUAAUCGCUUCGCUCGUUUUCAACCUUACGCUUUACUUCAUGACCAACUUAAGAAGAGAACCAGGCCCUUUCUUCUUCUUCCUACUCAUCUCUUUCUCCACAGUCUUGGUCAUGUCUAUGAUAUUUCGAACAAUUGCUUCACUGGCUCGCUCACUCUUCCAAGCUCUCGUCCCCGCCGGAAUCCUGAUGCUCAAUCUCAUCAUCUUCACUGGUUUUGUCAUCCCAACAAACUAUAUGCUGGGCUGGUGCCGGUGGAUAAACUACAUCGAUCCACUGGCCUACGCAUUUGAGUCUCUAGUCGUCAAUGAGUUCCAUAACCGGGAGUUUAAAUGCAACAGCUUUGUUCCCAGUCGCAGUUUCCCCGAGUACGCCAAUGUGGAAAACGACAGCCAGGUGUGCAACUCAGUCGGCGCACGGCCUGGUAAGGACUUUGUUCUAGGAGACGACUACGCCAGCGCUACAUUCGGCUACGAAUGGGGCAACCGAUGGCGAAAUUUUGGGAUCAUGAUCGUUUUUACUGUCUUGCUCUUUGGCUGUUAUCUUGUCGCAGCCGAGUUGAUCUCUGAGAAAAAGUCAAAGGGAGAAGUACUCGUUUAUCCACGCAGCCAAAAGCCUGUGUCGGCAAGAAAUCCGUGGAGAGAUUAUGGCUAUGCAGAUCUUGAAGCUUCUGGGCCGGAUAGAGGGCCUGUCACUUCCGGCAAGAGAGGCCGAAAUAAUUUUUCUCAGGGAAAGGGGCUUCAACAACAGAAGUCCAUCUUUCAAUGGCACAACGUCUGCUACGAUAUCAAGAUCAAGAAAGACACUCGCCGUAUUCUUGAUCACGUCGAUGGUUGGGUUAAGCCCGGUACUUUGACUGCGUUGAUGGGCGUAUCCGGCGCCGGCAAGACCAGUCUAUUGGAUUGCUUAGCUGACCGAAUCUCGGUCGGCGUAAUCACUGGCGAGAUGCUUGUUGAUGGUCGACCUCGAGACAUGUCCUUUCAACGGAAAACAGGAUAUGUGCAACAGCAAGACCUCCAUCUACAGACCUCAACUGUACGAGAGGCAUUAAACUUCAGUGCUGUUCUUCGCCAACCUUCCCAUAUCCCUCGCGAGGAAAAGCUGGCAUAUGUGGAGGAGAUUAUAGAUAUGCUCGAUAUGAGUGAAUAUGCCAACGCUAUUAUCGGUCUACCUGGCGAGGGUCUCAACAUCGAGCAAAGGAAGCGUCUUACGAUUGCCAUUGAGCUUGUAGCUAAGCCGCCGUUGUUGCUUUUUGUUGACGAGCCAACUUCUGGUCUUGAUUCUCAAACUUCUUGGGCUAUCUUGGACCUGCUGCAGAAGCUGACCAAAGUAGGUCAAGCCGUUCUCUGCACCAUCCAUCAACCAUCGUCGAUGCUUUUCCAGCAAUUCGACCGUCUGCUUUUACUUUCACCCGGAGGGAAGACUGUCUACUUCGGUGAUAUUGGACAGAAAGCAGAGACCUUGACCAAAUACUUCGAGAGUAACGGUGCACAUCCCUGUCCGCCCGACGCCAAUCCCGCGGAAUGGAUGCUCGAAGUAAUCGGCGACGCCCCGGGCGCAACGACCGAGAUCGAUUGGUUCAAAGUAUGGAGGAAAAGCCCCCAGUACAAUAUGGUUCAAGCUGAACUCGAGAAAAUUAAAAUGGAGAGUUUGGCGUACUCUUCAGGGGGGCCCAAGGAGGACCCGGGCCGUUUCCAGGAAUUUGCAGCCCCUUUCACGACUCAACUUCAGGAGAAUCUCAGACGUGUAUUUCAACAGUACUGGCGCACGCCGACAUACAUCUACUCCAAAAUGGCUCUCUGCACAAUCAUUUCCCUUUUCAUCGGCUUCAUCUUCUUCCAGGCUCCGACCAGCAUCCAGGGUCUUCAAAGUCAGAUGUUUUCCAUCUUCUGUUUAAUGACUAUCUUUGGGCAAGUUGUGCAACAAUCUAUUCCACAAUUCGUCAUCCAAAGGGGUCUGUAUGAAGCUCGCGAAAGGCCAUCCAAGGUCUACUCGUGGAAAGUCUUCAUGCUCUCCCAGAUUAUCGUUGAGAUUCCCUGGAAUAGCUUGAUGGCCAUACUGAUGUUCUUUUGUUGGUAUUACCCAGUUGGCCUCUAUCGGAAUGCUGAAGAAGCCGGGCAGGUUACUGAGCGCGGAGCACUGGUAUUCCUGUUUCUUUGGAUGUUUAUGGUGUUCGCUGGCACCUACUCUAUCCUUGUUGUGUGCGGCUUCGAUUCUGCCGCAGCCGGCGCAAACCUCGGAGACUUGAUGUUCACGCUUUCCUUGAUCUUUUGCGGUGUCCUGGCAACACCUGAAGCUCUCCCGGGUUUCUGGAUUUUCAUGUACAGGGUUUCGCCUCUGACAUACCUCGUCAGCGGUUUAUUGUCUUCAGGUGUAGCAAACACCAGGGUCAUAUGUGCCGACAAUGAAUUCCUCACUUUCAAACCCAUGUUCAACUCAACUUGUUUCGAGUACAUGAAAUCUCAUAUUGAAAUUGCGGGUGGUUACCUGGUGUCCAAUGACGCAACGUCAGAUUGCCAGUUCUGUCCGAUUUCGGAAAGUAACAAAUACCUUGAGACUGUGAGCACAUACUAUAAAGAUCGGUGGAGGAACUUUGGCAUCCUCUGGGUUUAUUUGCUUUUUAACAUCGGGGCCUCUCUCUUAAUUUACUGGCUGGCCCGUGUGCCCAAAAGAAGUUCAGGAAAGCAAAAAAAAGCCUGA